Messenger RNA from Triplophysa rosa, 1547 nucleotides. Its product is annotated as endonuclease domain-containing 1 protein-like. The transcript has 2 exons. The record is from RefSeq and is a predicted model, not a curated record. Gene Ontology annotation, molecular function: metal ion binding; hydrolase activity; nucleic acid binding. The coding region runs from base 67 to 1104 and encodes 345 amino acids. NCBI's taxonomy places the organism in Eukaryota, Metazoa, Chordata, Actinopteri, Cypriniformes, Nemacheilidae.
CUUGCGAGACAUUUGUGUUUCUCCUAUAGUCAUUUUAGUUAGUGACUUUGUUUGUCACACGUGAGAAUGCGUCUGUUAGUCGCGAGUGUCGUCUGUGUGCUGCUGGCGCUGAGCUUUCCAGGUAUCGUCUCCAAACUUGAAGACAACAUCACUGCAUGUGGUGAUUUCUUUUUUGAAGAUAAGUCUCCAGUUAUUCCUGGCAUUCUGGAGGAUUCAGUCACACAGGAUAAUCGUUACAAAAUAAUCUGUCAGAAAUAUAAGAACAAGAUCAGGUUUGCGACAAUUUACGACACAACAAACAGGAUUCCUGUCUUCUCUGCUUACAAAUAUACUGGGACAAACAACUUCACAAGACCAGAAAUUCCACGAAUUUGGAGGACUGAGUCACAGCUCGAACCUUCAGAUGCUGAAAUGCAAGUGCCGUUUUCCAAGCAGGCUAGAAAUCAAGACUACUGGAUAAAAGAUACAUGUAACUGUACCCACGGUACCUUAUUUCCUAUAAAUCACACAGCUGAUACAGAAACUGCUAAUUCUACAUUCACACUGACCAACAGUGUGCCGGAGAGAAGCGGCUUCAGGGAAGAAAUUUGGAAUGUUGUGGAAAAAACAACCAAGGAAGUCAUGGACAGGUACUGUCGUGAUAACAACAACAACAUUGUUGCAUACGUGCUGACAGGAGCCGUACCGAGUAAGGCUAGUAAGCUGAACAAUAGAGUAAACAUUCCAUCAAAUGUGUGGACAGCCUUUUGCUGCUAUAACAGAACAGAAACAUCAUGGGUCUCUAAAACCUUUAAGGCAGAAAACAAGGCUAAAAACGUGACCAUCACACUCAAGAGCCUAGAGAUCUUACAAAGUUUCCUGACCAAAGAACUAGGGGUAAAUGUUGAGCUGUUCAAAAACAACUGUGAUGUUGUUGCAUCUCAGUUCAGAUGCAGGAACCUCCGAAACCAAUGGCUGCGUUCCAUGAGCAAAUGCAUCAGAGCGGCACGACGAAGGCCAUCCCUGGUCUUAGAAUGCCACAAAAUGCAUCCUUCCCCCAGAAUGCAAUGUAGAAGACUAAUUGAUCAUGAUAGCCAACUCCGUUUGGGAUUUUUUUCAGAUUAAACAUUAAGCAAGCAUUCUGCAGCAUACAUGCAUGGUUCCUUACAUAUGAUUGCAAUAUUAAAAUAUUACUGCUGCAUUGCUGUAUAUGCUGCAUUUUACUUUUGCAUGGCUGGUUAUUUUGAUAUCGUGUCUAUCUGUCAUAUAUUCUGAGUAAACCCUUGCAAAUCUAUUAGUCUUCUUCAUCAUAGCAAUGCCAAUAACAUAGAUGCCUGAGAAUUCAGAAUAAUAUAUAAAAAACCACUUUUUGAUCAUGACAAUCAUGUAGCUUUUCAAGAAAAUCUGUAUUAAAAGCAAAUGUGUAUCAUCAAAUGCAAAGAAAAAAGAAAAACUGUCAUCUUUAAUAAAGCUUGCAAAUGCAAAUAAUGGCAUAUCAUAAUCAUCUUACUGACGAGUGUGUUUUGUUAUCAAUGGAAGAUAAAUUAUGAAUCAAGCAACUGAAUAAA